Messenger RNA from Mesitornis unicolor (brown roatelo), 201 nucleotides. RefSeq names its product cytochrome c oxidase assembly protein COX16 homolog, mitochondrial-like. The record is from RefSeq and is a predicted model, not a curated record. The annotation marks the transcript as partial. The transcript is spliced from 2 exons. NCBI's taxonomy places the organism in Eukaryota, Metazoa, Chordata, Aves, Mesitornithiformes, Mesitornithidae.
GUGUACUAUGGCACUCACGCUGUUCUUUAUAUGUUGGUUGUUUCAGAGUUUCAGUUUUGCUUGAGAGAAGAAGAGAAGCUGAAAAAGCUGGAGAAGUCUGACCUGGAUAACUGGGAGAACAUCAGAGGACCCCGCCUGUGGGAAGAUUCCAGGACUGUUCAGAGGGAACGGCGGGAGGCUCUCGGUCUCAGGACACAGUGA